Molecule: messenger RNA, 2809 nt
Organism: Salmo salar (Atlantic salmon)
Lineage: Eukaryota; Metazoa; Chordata; Actinopteri; Salmoniformes; Salmonidae
Gene: snx17
Product: sorting nexin 17
Biological process (GO): signal transduction; endocytic recycling; intracellular protein transport
Cellular component (GO): early endosome
Molecular function (GO): phosphatidylinositol binding
Source: RefSeq, a predicted model, not a curated record
UCGGGAAUGGUUUGGACCGGAGGACUGUUGCAACGCUUCUUAAUUUCUUAAUGAUCGACCUGAUGCCCAUCAGAUACAUUAUUGUUGGACGGCUACAAUGCAUCCAGUUUUCGUGGAUUAGUAUCAAGUUUGUUUUCUAGAACCGUUUGCUAGCCAAAACAACCUAUUUAGGAGAACUUCAAGACACAAGAAAGAGUUACAAAAAAAUCUAUAGGCUACAACACAUCUGUGCUUGUUUUCUCUCUCGCUCAGUCGUUUGUACCAUUUUAGGGCAGUGACCGGGGUUUGCAGGAGCAAACUGCGUCUUUUCAUCAGAAAGUUCUAAUGAUUACGCAAGUGAAGGGAAUUGUCGGCACGAUUUGGACAACGGAUUGCUGUAACAGGGCCAACGGUGAAUGUUUUAUUUACCUCUUCACACAGAGUCGACGAAUAAGUUGAAUUGUACUGCCAACAAUGAAGGUGGAAUGACCUAAAUCUGCAACAUGGCUGCUACGGGGAUGCUAGUGGGAAAAGUUUAGAGUACUGACGUGGGAGAAGUUGUCUACUAAUCCAGUACAGUACAGCAGGAAUUGUUGGAUAAAGAAAAUCCCCCCAAAAAUAUUCGUCGCCUCUGAUUGAACAACGCACAUAAACACUGUGCGUUGCCCGAGUAAGAGCGGAGGAGUGCAAGACUACUUUCUUCUUCAAAUGAUUGUAGACUUUCUCUUCAAGAUUUUGUGUUUAUUUUUUAUUUUUUCAUCCAAAAUAGUGCAUCUCUCGUCCAGUGGGCCAUCUGAAAUCUAAAAUGCAUUUCUCCAUUCCCGAAACGGAGGUUCGUUCGGGAGAAAAUGGAUCAACAUAUGUGGCCUACAACAUCCAUGUGAACGGGGUUCUCCACUGUCGGGUUCGCUACAGUCAGCUCCUGGGACUACACGAACAGAUAAAGAAGGAGUAUGGCAACAACUUGGUACCUGCUUUCCCCCCAAAGAAGAUCUUUACUCUGACACCGACUGAUGUGGAGCAGAGACGUGAACAGUUGGAGAAAUACAUGCAAGCUGUGCGGCAGGACCCCAUGCUCGGUGCCUCCGAGAUGUUCAACAGCUUUCUAAGGAAAGCACAGCAGGAGACGCAGCAGAUCCCAACCGAAGAGGUUCCUCUGGAGAUCUACCUGUCUAACGGCCAGAAGGUCGAGGUCAACAUCCUGACCUCCGACCAAACGGAGGACGUCCUCGAGGCUGUUGCAUCAAAACUGGACCUUCCUGAUGAGCUGGUUGGUUAUUUCAGUCUCUUCCUGGUUCGAGAAGGAGUGGACGGGGGUUUAACGUUUGUGAGGAAGCUGCAGGAGUUUGAGUUACCAUACGUAUCAGUCACCAGCUUACGAAGCUCAGAGUUCCACAUCAUCCUGCGGAAAAGUUACUGGGACACAGCGUAUGACAGUGAUGUAAUGGACAACCGAGUGGGACUAAAUCUACUAUACACUCAGACGGUGUCGGACAUAGAUAGAGGCUGGAUCCUCGUUAACAAGGACCAGCACAGACAGCUCAAAUCACUGCAGGAGAAAGGCUCCAAGAAAGAAUUCAUUAGGCUAGGUCAGACGCUGAAGUACUUCGGCUACAUCAAGUUUGACCCGUGCGUGACAGACUUCCCGGAGAAGGGCUGUCACGUGAUCGUCUCUGCAGGCAACAACGAGCUUAACUUCCAGGUCAAGCUGCCCAAUGAACAGAUGAAGGAGGGGAGCUUCAAGGUCACUCGCAUGCGGUGCUGGCGGGUCACGUCUUCUCAGGUCCCGGUAGUGAAGGGCUCAUCCUCUCCAACCCCGGCCCCCUGCUCCUCAGCCCAGUGUGAGGUGAAGUUGGAGCUGGCCUUCGAGUAUCUGAUGAGUAAAGACCGUCUCCAGUGGGUCACCAUCACCAGCCCACAGGCAAUCAUGAUGAGCAUCUGUCUACAGUCGAUGGUUGAUGAACUGAUGGUGAAGAAGUCAGGAGGCAGCAUCAAGAAGAUGCUAAGGAAACGUCACAAUGGCUCCCUACAACGGUCUGAAAGUCAGCAAGCUGUGAAAUCCCCCCCUCUACUGGACUCUCCUGACCCAAACCGAGACCAGAUUGUCAAACUCUCAACUAAGCUGAGCUCUGUGUCUCUCAGAGGGAUCAGUGCCUCCAACUCAGCCAAUGACAUCAGCGGCAACGAUUUCCAUGGCAACUAUGCCUUCGAGGGGAUCGGGGAUGAUGACCUGUAAUAUUCACACCCUCCACCUGUCGAGCGCAACCUGCAAAGAUUCCAAGCUGAGCCGAGCGGAUUGUCUGAUUCUGUAAGAUUGUAGCCCUUCCUGGGAGUCUGCUGCCUGCCUUUUUAAGAUCAGUCUUGACGUAUCAGCUUCACAAAGACUGCCGUCUAUCUUAUGUGUUUCAGGUACAGAAUCACUGACUACCCACUGCCCUCCUGUUUUACAAUCCCCCAUAUUCAACUUAAUAAAGUAUCUACAACAUAUAGAUAAAUUGCAGUCUAAUCCACGGGGGUCAUCCUGCCCACGGGGGUCAUGCUGUGAAACACUAAAUUGACGUUGAAAUGACUAAAACCAAGUGGAAGCUGUAGGUCCAUUAUCACUGAUACACAUCUACAGUCUCUUCAAUCUGUCCAGCUAGAUAAGUCAUCUAUAGUCUCUUCACUCUGUCCAGCUGGAUAACAGUCAUCUAUAGUCUCUUCACUCUGUCCAGCUUGAUAACAGUCAUCUAUAGUCUCUUCACUCUGUCCAGCUAGAUAACAGUCAUCUAUAGUCUCUUCACUCUGUCCAGCUAGAUAACAGUCAUCUAUAGUCUCUACACUCUGUCCA